Xyrichtys novacula (pearly razorfish) is the source of this 7162-nucleotide messenger RNA. The record is from the annotation of a GenBank genome assembly. Lineage: Eukaryota; Metazoa; Chordata; Actinopteri; Labriformes; Labridae.
ACGCCUCUUUAGUUACUCACACAUCAACAUGGCGGCGUGCGGGAAGACGGGACGAAACAGGAGAACUAUUUCUGCCCUUUCUCUGGUUAUUUUCCUUCAGCUAUUCGCCAGCCAGUGCCUGUCGGCUCCUGUAAACAACACUACUCCAGGUACGUUGAGUUGGUGUGAAUUAUUUGAGACUGAAUGCUGUUUUUAAAACCAACCGCCGGAGCUGCUUGCUAGCUACCCUGUCUAUCCUGGCAGCUAGUGGGGCUAGUUCGUCCUGCUAGCAGCGAGGGUGUCGGGUGAAGGAGAGCUCUCUGUGACCCAAUAUUCAGAAUUUACACAGGAGGAACGGUAACAUUAACUUGUUUGGGCGUUAUACAUGAAUAUCUUUCGUGUGUAUUUAAAUCAAAGCGCUUAAAUUUGCCCUCAAAUGGCUUCUUACUCAUAACCAGAAGUUGUAGUUGUUGUUGGUGGUUUACUGGAGUGCAUCAUAUUGAAGGUUGCUCCUACUACUUCACUCCUUAUGUUUGUUAAUGAUAUAGACUAAACAUUAAAGACAACUCUCCAGUCACUUCUUCAAUAAUAAUAAACAUGGAAUAUAAUAACCACCUGCUUUCUUACAGCAGUAAUUACGGUAGACCUGUCGUGUCAGAUUACAUUAGAUUACCCAGGUGUUUAUGGUAUAAUGGGCCGGUUGGGGUAGUUAAACCUGUGUUGCCAAAUUCUUGAGAAAAUGCCAUUGUCAGUUAGUGUAAGUAUCUACUUUGUGAUGCCCUGCAGGGUUCCCUGAGCUGUACAGAUUUGUGGUGGUCAGAUAAGGUGACUUGUUCCAGAUGUCCUUGUCAUAUAUCAGAGCUGUUAACUGACCCUCCCCUGUCAGCCCACCACUCUUACUGCUCAUUAUAAACAAACCUUUGAAGUGAACCAUUGGGAAACUGCAGUAAAGGCGGUGAUAAUGACUUACAGACAGGUUCAGUCUCGCAUGAAUGGACUUUGACUUCUGUUUUUGUUUUCUCAAAUCUCUUAGAUUAGGGUCAGCAGUGUGGAUUUCUUGGCUUGUUUCCUCCAUUCUUCUCAAAAUAAAGAGCGUAUGUCCUUUUAGGCUGCUCAGGUUGCAGCAUUAUUUGUUAGGUACGAGCUAGUCUAUAGUAUCUGGCCUAUUUCUCUGUCACAAGUACCUUUUUGAACAGCUUGAUGCACUGAAACCACUCAGAAACAUGCAAUAGACUUUUUAAUAGAAUUUUUAUCAUCUGUCAUUUCUCUGUAUCAAGAUUUUUUCAUGUUGUCUUCUAACCUGACAUCUGUAAUGACACCUCCUUUCCCCUGCUAUAUCCCUUAAUAGCCUGGAAACCCUCAAGUAUCUGACAACAGCAUUCACUGUUAGAAAAAUUUAAUCUUUUUUGCAAGAAUUCAAGGUCAGAAAAAUGUUUUAUGUGGUGAUGGUGCCAAGAUUUAGGUACCCUGUUGAAGCGUUUGUAAAUGGAUGUCCUCUCAAGGUUGAAUUAGGUAUCUUUGGUACCUGGAAGGAGAAAAACAAACAAGGAUGUUUAUACAAAGGGAGGAUGGCCUGAUCUUGGUGAACCGCUUGCUGGCUAAGUGUUUAUUUAGGCUGUAGUAAAAACAUUAAAAUGUCAAUUGUGUCGUUGGCUGGUUUGUUGGAUGAUUUUAACAGUAUUAAGGUUGUAGCCACACUCAAAAAUCAUGGAUUCAUGUGUACUUCAACUUCUACAAGUGGAAGAUUGGUACAUGGUGAUAUUACAGAGAUGUUAUAAACAUGCCAAGUAUCAAAACAUUAUUCAAGAGUUAAAAGCUGGUCAAGCGUUCUGCUAAGCUUAUAACUCUGGCUGCCACAAAGAUCUCCUGUUCGGUGAUUAUUUAUGCAGGCCAUGGCUUAUGUGUAUGAAUAGUUCCUUUCUUCUCUUGGGGAUGACUUUCCUCAUGCCUCAAGUCCCUAGUGUUCUCCUCCCGUCCCUGCCUCAGCAACACCUCCCUCUCCCACAGGAUGAAAUGAUGUUGACACUCCCUGGCUAAAUGGUGUCAUUGAUUCAGGAGGGCUGGCCAAAUACAUGCGACUGAGUCAGAAUAUGCCUUCACGGAAGAGAUCCUUUUAAAUUGUAGCACACCAUUAUUUUACUUUUCUCUUUCUCCCAUUAUUGCAACUUUUAUAGACCUGGUUAAUGGUUGACUUGACAUGUCUACUUCUUUUGGAAGAUCUGCCAGACUAACUGAGAGUUCAGUGAUGUGUAAGGAGCCCAAUAUGGUGCUGGUGAUCAGUUAUUCAUGGACUAAACCUUCUGAAAUAGACACUGUUUGGGGAUUAACAUAAAUAUAGCGUGGCCAUUUGAAGAAGAAAAUGAUGUAGUUUUGUGUGAACAUCUUAAGUUUUUAUAAACUGGAUUUUCCCAGGGACACCCAAGGGCGUGGCUAAUCCCUGGACAAUCAUUACCGUCCCAUUUGUCUCUUUAUAUAAUGCAAACAUUGGUAACUGCUUUACUAGUCCAGUUAUACAUGCAAUGGGAAAUAUUUAUAAUUGCACAUCUUAAUCUUGAGUUAUUAUCCAGGAAGCGUAUCAUUUUCCAGCUGUCAACUGCUAUGGUACAACUUUUACAUUCAGGCAGAGUCACAGUCAGUGUAUUAGUUUUGAGCUGUGUACAGCCUUGGAAAGUUUCAUCUAUUUGCUCUGUGUCGAACUGUUUGUUUAAAUGACACAAUGCAGCCAAAUCCAGUAUUUACCCAGACCUUGAUUUAAAAGAAAUAAUGUGGUGAGAUGUCCAAGGCUUUAGGAGAUAAUUUACACACAUGAUCACCUUUUGUUUUAAAAUUAACAAACUUAUAUAUUGUGACUUUUGACUUUGGGAUUUUUGGCAGAUUGUUAGUGAAUGCAUCUUUCUAAACAAACAAGCUGUUGUUACGUAUGAGUAUUUGGCAACUCUCUUUUGGCAUCAGUGGAGUUAACCACACUUACCCAAGGGUAUUUAGAUAUUAGUCGACAACAGUGAGAGGAAAGGUUCAUUAAAGGAGUCAGGCAUCAUAACAUCAAAAGUUGAGAAGUGACGUGAGAACUUUUAAGUAGGGCCCAACCGAUAUGGAUAUGGAGGAGGGGGAAUCAAAUUUUUUAAUGAAGUUAUAAAAAAUAUAUAGUAUACUGUAGAUAUCUACAGAAUAUGUAUAUGUAUAUGUACUGUUGUUUAUUCUACCGUUACUGGCACGGCUAACGGUGUAGCAAGGCUAACAGCAGGUGGCUAACUCUAACUUUAGCUUGCAUAUUACAUGGUGCUUCACCGUUAACUCGGCGUGACCCAGACCAGCACAUCGGGGAACAUGGUGAAGUGGGUUGAACUGAAACUUGUUGACUUAUUGUGUAUUUCACAAACUGGUUUAUUUACCGUUGAGGCGGACCACUCUCCUCUGUGCGUCCCUGAGCUGCCUGCUUCAGAUCCAUCACUCUGCUGUGCUGUGAGGAAGUUAGUGGAGGAAGAUUGUCAUGAGGUCGCUGCGCCAUCUACAGGAUAAGUCGGGGAACUUUUCAAAUGGUGGAACAUUUUUGAAGUGAACCGAAUCUUAUUUUCUGCAUUUUAUUUCUGAAAAUAUUGGCGACAAUCUGCGAGUUUUGGCCGAUUACCGAUUAGUCUCAAACAGGCUAAAAUUGGCUGAUAAAUCAGUCGGGCCCUAUUUUUAAGGUACUUUUUUCUCACUAUUAUUUUGUAACUCCAUGUUAAAUGUCUUGCACUUUUGUUUCCUCUUACUUUUCAGAGAAGGACGUCAAUACCCAGGGGCCUGAAACACCUCAAAGUCUACCCGCUUUAAGCACCACUAUAAACAAGGAAGGCCCAAAUUCUUCAACACCUAAACAGAGCGUGGCAAUGUCAACGGGACCUGAAAACCCUACAACAUCUGCUGGCAAUGACUCCACAACAACAACGGAAGUAAAAGCCCUGAAAGAUAACAGCACUUUGACAGCUAAUCAAUCGAAAACAUCAGAAGAGAACCAGGAAACAAGUCAGAUGUCCACUUUUGAAGAAUCUGAGAAGAAACAAGUAUCAACCAAUGAUAGCAGCCAGGUCACAGUUCCAAAGGAGGAAAAACCAGUAACACCCAAAGCCGUGCCAACUGUUAAACCUUCAGUUUCUGCUACCACGACAACCUCAACUCAAACAUCCAAAUCCACAACCACAAGCGCCAAACCCCCCCGUCCUGCUGAUGUAGAGGAGCUAGACUCUAACAUGAAAACCUCCAACUCUGUGAACCAGCCCACUGUGCAGGGGACAAAUCCUGGCCCCACUGCCAACGGACCACCUAUCAAUAGUUACACAGAUGAAGCAGAUGAGGACGACGAAGAUGAUGAGGAUGAUGGUAACUAUUUGGAGAGUGAUGAUGACGAUGCCGUGUAUGAAAGCAACAACAGCCUCAAGGAGGAGACUGUGAACAGGCUGCAGAGGCCAGAGGGGAUCGUGGUGACCCAUUACAAGGAGACGGACAGCUACAACACGGAGGAUCAGGACUCUCACUUCUUCUUUCAUCUGGUCAUCUUAGCUUUCCUGGUGGCCAUCGUUUACAUCACCUAUCACAACAAGAGGAGGGUGAGUAAUCUGCAAAAACUGAAAGGAAUAUAUUCCCCAUAUUAUUUCCUUUAUCUCUUUAAGAUGCGAAGUUCACAUACUCUGGUAUAAACUCUAAUACUAGAACAAAAUUUCGGUAAAUUUGGACCUGUGUGAAUCAUAGUAACUGUACUAAACAAAUGUAAAGAUAGGUUAUUUGGCGAAAAGGAAAAAUCAUAGACAGGUUUAAAUAUGAGACCACACUUUUUUAUGCUCCAAUCCACUCCACUUAAUUUAUAUAGCACAAUUAAAAAAACUAUUAAGUUUGGCAAAGUGCUGCACAGUGCAAUAAAAUAAGUUAAAAACACACAGAACAUGAAAUGUUAAAAUAAAUGAAUCAUAAAAAAACACUUUAAAAUUAAACAAUAAAGAAUUUGUCAGAGUGAGACUGAGGAUCCCGCAGACCAGUCGAGAGUAUUUCCUCAAUCACACAACUUUACAAAUAGAAGAAUGUGACAAAAUACAUAAGAAACAGCCUCGGCAUGAAAGUGGUUUCAGCUAAAAAAACCCUGCGGUUUGUUUGAAUGUCUGUGAAGUAGAUUGUGACAAAAUGCGAAAUCACUAUUCUGGUGAGGAUCACUGCUCGGUGAAUUUUUUUUUUUCCUCAAAGUAAAAGUUCUCCCUCCAUCCAAUCUGCAGAGGAAGGUUUUAUGUUAUACAUUAUGCUGACCCCGUGUAAAUUGGGGUUUUACAGCUGAAGUAAAGAUUCCAAUUAUGCAGUCUUUCAUCUCUUCUGCGGGGAGUAAUUUCACUUGAUCAGCACUUAUACAUCUAUUAGAUUUAAUUUGAUUUCCAUCUCUCUUUUCUUACAUUUUUCUUCUUUUCAGAUCUUCCUCCUGGCUCAGAGCCGGCGCUGGAAAGACGGCCUGUGUUCCCGCAACACUGUCGAGUAUCACCGCUUGGACCAGAAUGUUAACGAGGCCAUGCCGUCCCUCAAGAUGACCCGAGACUACAUCUUUUGAUCCAUGCUCAGCAUAAGAAUAUGUCCAGACCUGAGAUGAGCCGGCUGACCAUCCUGGCUGGCCGGUCACAUUGUAGAGAUGCUUGAAGCUUGAUCGAUGCUUUCUCUUGCUUUACAGGCCAACUGGAGAGCAAGGGCUAAAUUUUAUUGUCCAGGGUCUUUUUGUUGCACGCAUAGAGAGAUUUUAACUGUUUAUAUGUUAUUCUCAUUUGUGAUAUUAUUUUGAUAUUAUUUGUAUUUUUCUAAAUUAAUAACGUCUUUAAAUUUAUGUCUAUAUCUUUACUGGAGGUCUAUAUCUGUCUUUCUCUUUGGAAAUUUCAGCCUUAAGUCCUUUUGACGUCUUUCUUGAUUUUCUUUCUGCACAUGGUCUUUGUUUAAAUACAUGAAAUGUUUAUAUGAAUUAGGUGACACACUAAUGCUUUGUUUGAAGAGAUGAUUGUUGAUAAUUGCUUUCUCCCUGCAAGAUAUGAAUCACCUAACAACACAUUUGCUGUGUUGUAAAUAUUUUUUAAAUUAAAAAUAGGGGUUUAAAAAUGAUUGAGUGUGUAUAUAUCUACACACAUACAGUGGUCUGUUAAACAUCAAACAUAAAGGAACGAAACUCUAUAAAAUUAAGAAACUUUGAGAAAAUGUUUGAAACAUUUGAAGUCAAACUUUCCCUUUAUAUUCCCAGAAAAUUCCUUUAUAUUUCCUGACACCAGAAUCACACCUCAGCAGUUUGAAAAUGUGAUUCAAACUUGAGCUGAAAAGCCUUUCUGUUUGAUCUUCACGUAUCUAAAUGAUCUAAAGGACGUUAAAACCCUUUGUCACGUUUGGAAAUGAAGCUGCACCGAAAGCAUGAAGUCAGGCAGGCUGAUAAGUCCUUGAGUUAGGGGUCUGUUUAUGUGCUUAGGCCAUUAAAAUGAAGACAGUAAUUUAAAUUAACUAACAGUCUAUGGGAGCAGCUCUAUAAUCUUCCCUUUUUUUCUAUUUAUGUUUAACUUCUUUGUUGCUGUACAUCUUGUACUCCUUCUGCCCAGAUUUUGCCAUGCAGAAAUCUCGGGGCUGGCCCUCUUUGUUUUAUGACUUCGGUGAAGUCUCUAUCAAUCAUUUAUGGUCUUCAUUGUGGCAAAAAUUAUCGUCUGUUUCUCCUCUUGUAAGCAUUGUAUUAUUAAUGUGUACUCACCACAUGUCAGGGAACAUUUAGAUGGACUGGCAUCUCUCUUGAUGAGAGGUACUGCAUGUUGUGUUUGGCCUUAUGUGCACACGAGCAACAAGAAACAACAGCUCUCCUGAGCUUAUACCCCCCUCUAUGAAUCUCCACUGUCCGUCUCAGCCACAUAUUGUUCACUGCUACCAUCACAUGCCUUCAGUUGAAAUGCCAUAACUGCCACAUUGAUCCACACUUGUUUUUUAAUCAAUCUCUUGUCGCCUUAGUUGUUUUUCAGCUGUCUUGUUAGUAAACAGUACACAGAGGGAAGAUGGAUAAUGCGAUUUGCACUGUACUGCUCUGUCAUACAGGUGAGAAUAAUAGAGGAGAUGUCCUGUGUAGACGUGAUGGAUCGACACUGCUCUUGCAAUCAACAGUAGAAAUUCUCAUUUUUUUUGUCAAUAAAGCACAAAUUGUGUACAAGAACCU